UACCUGCAACACAUCUCUAGUUCUCCACGCCUCACCCACCCAGCACCAGCCGCACCGCAACCCUAGCCGCCGCCGGAGCAGGCCGCGACGCCGUCCACGGAGAGCACGCCGCGAGGACGCCCACGAAGAGCAGACGGCACGCCGCGACGCCGUGACGGAGCACACAGCCAGGGCGCUACCGACGCCGCCGGAGCCAGCCGCGGGGCCCACCGGACGUCCGCGGAGCCCUGCGUCAGGGGCUCGGCCGCUCGGGGCCUGCAGAAGGCAGAGUAGGCUGGGAGCGCGCCGGCUCAUCGGCUCCAGUUCAGAGCGAGCUUCAGCUUGCACCGAUCAACAAUGGGAAUGGAGUAUGAUGCUUCAUCCACGACGGCGUCUUCCAUGUUCCUGCCUUUCCUUGCGAUGUUCGGGGCCAUCUAUCUCCUCGGCUACUUCGUGGUCUUCCGGCGCUGGAGCCUGCAGCAGCGGCCGGACGCGUCGAGCUGCCUCACCUCGCUCUUCCACGGCACGCCGGCGAUGCUGCUGGCUCUGCGCGCCGUGCUGUCCAGCCCAGGGGCCGGCGACCUCGCGGCGCCCAACGGGCCCGCUGACGACCUUGUCCUUGACUUCAGCACGGCCUACUUCACCGUCGACCUCCUCCACUACCUCGUCUUCCUCCCCCACGAGGUGCUCUUCGUGGCGCACCACCUCGCCACGCUCUACGUCUUUGCCACCUGCCGCGCCGCCGUGCGUCGCGGCGCCUACGGGUUGCUCGCCCUGGAGGUGCUCGCCGAGGCCACCAGCCUGGCGCAGAACCUGUGGACGCUGGCCGGCAUGCGGCGCGCCGACUCGCCGCUGGCCGCCAGGGCGCACGCCGCGCUGUCGCUCCCGUUCUACGCGGCUUACACGGCCAUGAGGGCGGUCCUCGGGCCGGUCUGGUUCGUGAGGAUGGUGAAAUUCUACGCCGCCGGAGCCGGUGACGGUGCUGUGCCGACGUGGGCGUGGGCGUCAUGGAGCCUGGUGAUUGGGUCCGCGAUACUGGUGAGCGUGCUGUGGGUGGGCAACCUGUGGUUCGCCUACUUCAGACAAAGGAUGGGGAGCAGCAAGAAGGAACAAUGAUGCGCUCCUUAAUUUUAAUAAUUUUCUCAUAGGGUGUUUGAUUUGCUGAAAUGUUAAAAAAUUGAUGUAAGAUUUUAAGAUUUAACGUCAUAAUUCUCAUGUGAAAA
Messenger RNA from Aegilops tauschii subsp. strangulata, 1202 nucleotides. RefSeq names its product TLC domain-containing protein At5g14285. Gene Ontology annotation, cellular component: membrane. The record is from RefSeq and is a predicted model, not a curated record. NCBI's taxonomy places the organism in Eukaryota, Viridiplantae, Streptophyta, Magnoliopsida, Poales, Poaceae.